GCAGUAGCGAUAUUGGCAUCAUCUUAUAUAUAUUUGGUUAUAUCGCGGUAUAUAUACAUAGGCGCCUGAGCGGAGCUUUCUGCUUGGCUUGGCCACCGCCGCUGCUGCUAGCGCCGCUUCUGCUGUUUAUGCUCGCAGCCAGCAGCAGUGCGCGAAGACUUGGUCAGUCGAAACUGUCUAUCCAGCGGGUGUAGGCAGGCUCUUGUCUCACACCUGAUUCGCACCGCAGACACGCUCGUGUGCAGUCCUAUACAACAAUAACAUUUAGACAGAUAGUCGUAUGUGCAGAAGAAAACGGAAGACGCGCAUUUUGGCCUCGUGGAUGAAUUAGCAGAAGUGUUUACAUGGGCGCUGCUGCGGUGCACAGAGGCUUUCGCGCACUCCGUUAAUUGGCUGUGAUAGUAAUAAUAGUUGAUAUAUCAAUAUAUACAGUGGCUGUGUGACAGCGGUACAUAAACAAGGCGCGCGAGCUUCUCGACACGCGCAACUUCACCCUCUCUCGCUGUGGAAAGAAGGAUUUUGUAGAGACACAAGACGCGUGUUGCGAGGCGAUAUAGUAAUUUGAAUUUUCCAAAAUGUCCGACGUCGAAGACGACGAGUUCCAAGAUGCGCAGGAGGAGCUGGCUCCCCCAUCGACGAUGGACCUGGACACAGCCAUAUUCGAGUCGAAACAGGCCAUACACUUCUUCUUCAACAACGACUUUGAUCGGGCGAGGAAGAUCUUGGAGCCUUGGGCCGACUCGAGCAUGUAUCAUUCGUUAGGAAAUAGCGUGUUUGCCUUCCUCGAGGCGAUACUCACGUUCGAACAGAAAUACGUGGAAAAAGCUUCCGAAGCCUUGAAGCAGUGCAUGGCCGUGUGCACGAAGCACCGACGCCACACCACCACGAUGCAGAACAUCGGCAAAAUGGUCAAGAAGACCAAUUACGACUCUUACACCAUCGAGGAAGUCCACGCCGAGCUGUGCUACGCCGAGUGUCUGCUGCUCAAGUCGAUGCUGACCUUCGUCGAGGACGAGACGCUGGUCAGCUUCGUCAAGGCCGGCCUAAAGAUCCGCACCUGUUUUCUAUCCUACAAAGAAUGCCUGCAGAUCCUGAACACGCGCAAAUGGGAGAACGAGACGCACCGCGUGCACUUCGAGAGCGGCAUACGCAUGGGCAUCGGCACGUUCAACCUCAUGAUCUCCCUCCUGCCCGGCCGAGUCAUCAAACUCCUGGAGUUCAUCGGUUUCUCCGGCGACAAGAACUACGGCCUGAGCCAGCUGCAGGCGGGCUACGAGGAUCGCCGGGGUCUGCGCCAGGUGCUCUGCGCCAUGACCCUCCUGUCCUACAAUCUCAUCAUCAUGUUCUUCCUGAGCAACUCGGACGGCGAUCUCGAGUGGUGCGAGAACGCCCUGGACGAGCAGCUCAAUCUCUAUCCGGACGGCGUCUGGUUCCUCUUUCUCAAGGCGAGGCUCGAGUUCUCGCGGGGCAAUCUGGACGAGUGCAUCGACUGGUACACCAAGUCCUGGAAGUCGCAGCAGCUCUGGCCCCAGUUUCACAAUCUCUGCUUCUGGGAGCUGAUGUGGGCCCACUGCGUCAAGCAGGACUGGAUGCCGGCCCUCGGCUACGCCGAGCGUCUCCGCGCCGAGUCCAACUGGUCUCGCACCAUCUACCUCUAUCAGCUCGCCGCGAUCUCGAUCAUGGCCGAGCGUCACGGCUCGUACAAGCCCGAGCUGUACGCGAUCGAUCGCUACAUGAGCGAGGUGCCCCAGCACAAGCAGCGCAUCGCCGGCAAGUCCCUGCCGAUGGAGAAAUUCGUCAUCAAGAAGUCCGAGCGAUACUUCGCCCAGAAGCGCACCCUGGUCAUGCCCGUGUUCGAGCUCAUGUACGUCUGGAAUCUCUUCCGGAUCGUGGGCAAGCAUCAGGAUCUGCUGAUGGCCGUGUUCAAGACCAUCGAGGACGAGGAGGCGCAGCUGCGCGCCAAGCCGCGCGACGAGUUCACGGCCGACAACGAGGCUCUGGUGCUGCUGCUCAAGGGCGCCUGUCUGAGACAGAUGAAGCUGUAUCUGCAGUCCCAGGACUGCCUGAGGCGAGUACUGCAGCUGGACAAGAGCAUCAAGGAGGACGCGUAUCUGCUGCCCUUCGCCGCCGUGGAACUGGCCAUGUUGGCCAGGGAUCAGGGUAAUACUCAGGUGGCCAUAUCGCUGCUCGAGGAUGCCAAGAAAAACUACACCGGAUACUCGCUGGAAUCGAGACUGCACUUUAGAAUUCACUCGAGCAUAAUGGAGCUCACCGGCAAAAAGUCCGAGGAGAUCAUCAACAAGCGACUGCAGAUGGCCACCCUGAGCGACAUCAACAGCGGCAUCGCGGAUCUGCCCGGGCCGAGCAGCAGCGCUGCUGCACUGCGCAGAGCCUCGGCCGCCUACAAGGUUCCCAACAACUGUCCUUCCGUCAAAACGUAGAUUUCGUCAUGUUAGAGCUACGCGCACACAUACACAGACACACAUACCUCGGUUUAUUAUUAUUAUUAUUAUUAUUAUUAUUAGAACUAUUAUUCGGUUUUGAAAGACAUUGUUUUUAUUAUUUUUACUUCAUAAGCAUCGAAUUAUUAUUAUAGAUUAUUUUGUUAUUGUAAUUUUUACGUUGCAGUUGAUUAUUUUAUUGUUUUUUUUUUAUUUUAUUAUUUCGUCGGAUCGGGAUGAUUCUUACUUAUGUUUGUUAGUCGAAUUGUUUUUUUUACACGUCAUAUCGUAUUUCAUUUUUAUUUCUCUCUUUAUCGUACGCAGGAGCCCGAGAGCGAGAAAGAGAAUAGUUCGAAAAACGGAUCUUAAUGCAAGAUUAGUAAUCUUUUCAACGCUACGAUGAUUAUUGAUUCGUUCUUUCUUUUUUUAAGAAUAAAUGAAAAACAAGAUUUUAGCGAGACUUUUCAUGAGCAUUUUGAUAUUUAAUGUGCGCUUUAGGUACGUUUAAAGAAAAAAACUUCCAAUUUCACAAGAAUUCGUAUCUACGUUUUUUUUGGCUUUGUACGAUUUGUUCGACGAUUGUAUACGAAGCAACUUGUAAAUAUACAAUUCAUUGUACUUUUGUACUUUAAAAAAUCUUGUAAAUAUAUGAUAUUAAUUAUAAUUAUGCAUUUCUAAACUAAAAAAAAACAAAAAGAAA
Molecule: messenger RNA, 3141 nt
Organism: Trichogramma pretiosum
Lineage: Eukaryota; Metazoa; Arthropoda; Insecta; Hymenoptera; Trichogrammatidae
Product: tetratricopeptide repeat protein 39B-like
Exons: 8
Coding region: 576-2441 (621 amino acids)
Molecular function (GO): protein binding
Source: RefSeq, a predicted model, not a curated record